ACCAACCUGAUCUCUUCCAGCAGAAAAGGGAGGCAGGACCCACUCAGCCCGCCCAGCGCAGAGGGCACUACAAAUCCCUCUGUGUGCCCAGCCAGUGCAGAGCUCUGCGCUCCAGAGGGCAUUUCCACAGGGAGCAAUGGCUCAGUCUCUUCUGCUCCUUGCUUCCCUGCUCAUCUUGUCUUCACCAGGCCAUUGUGUGCACACACAAAGCCUAAACGCCUUCAAGAAAUCUCCCUCCAACACUUCAUCGAGUGUUCUGAAGAGAACCACUUGGCCCAGGGACUGCAGCGAGGUUCUGGCUGGCAGCCCCAGUGGUGUGUACAUCAUCCAGCCCACGGGGCUGCACCCCAUCAUGGUGUACUGUGAGAUGAGCGGGGCAGACGGGGGCUGGACCGUCAUCCAGAGGAACCGGCAGGACACGGACAUCACCUGGGCCGAGUCCUGGAGCACCUACAAGCACGGCUUUGGCAAUGUGCACACUGAGUUCUGGCUGGGCACCGAGUACAUCCACCAGAUCACCAGGCAGAAGAUCUACCAGGUCAGGUUUGUCAUCUGGGAUGCUGCAAACAACAUGAAGUUUGCAGACUACAACCUGUUCAGCCUGGAUGAUGAGUCCCAGGGCUACCGGCUGAGGCUGGGAGCGCACUCGGGGACAGCAGAGGAUGCCAUGGAUUCAGACAAUCCCAGGAAAGUGCACAACAACAUGAAGUUCUCCACAAAGGAUCGGGAUCAGGACACUUACAGAGGGAACUGUGCCUCACGCUAUGGGGGUGGGUGGUGGUACUCAGCAUGUUACUCUGUGCAGCUGAACGUCAAGGGGGGGCUGACGUGGGGCAAGCUGUGCAAGGGGACCUGCAGAGCCUCGGCCAUCCUCAUCAAACCAACCCCAUACCCCUAGAACUCCUUCCCCCCUCUGUCCACAUGCAGCACAUGGCCCAGCCAGUGCCCUGCUGGGGCCCAUUUGAUGAUGAGGCCUUGGGGGUGAAUAGGGUUGCUCCUCGAUAUCAA
Camarhynchus parvulus is the source of this 1008-nucleotide messenger RNA. RefSeq names its product fibrinogen-like protein 1-like protein. The record is from RefSeq and is a predicted model, not a curated record. The transcript has 3 exons. The coding region runs from base 137 to 898 and encodes 253 amino acids. Lineage: Eukaryota; Metazoa; Chordata; Aves; Passeriformes; Thraupidae.